Messenger RNA from Stylophora pistillata, 411 nucleotides. RefSeq lists its product as uncharacterized. The record is from RefSeq and is a predicted model, not a curated record. Lineage: Eukaryota; Metazoa; Cnidaria; Anthozoa; Scleractinia; Pocilloporidae.
AUGGUGAAGCACAUAUUUGGAGCGACAUCAUCACCAAGUGUGGUGAACCUCUGUUUGAAGAAAACAGCAAUGAUGGGGGAACAGCAGGAUUCAGGAAUUGCAAAUUUUAUCGACAGGAAUAUGUACGUUGACGAUCUCAUGAAGUCGACUGAAACAGCAGAGGAUGCUAUUUCAUUGGCAAAAGAAAUUAGUAAACAACUCAACAAAGGCGGUUUUCAUAUAACAAAAUGGUGCAGUAACGACAGAAGAGUCAUAGCUGCUGUACCAGAGUCAGAGAGAGCUACAACAGUGGUAAACUUGGAGCUGGAACAGCUACUAACGCAGAGUGCUCUGGGAAUGAGGCGGAAUAUUGAAGAAGAUAAAUUUGUGUGGGAAAUCUCGGAUAAACUUAUGAGUGCAACGUCCAAAUAA